This is a messenger RNA of Crotalus tigris (Tiger rattlesnake), 1653 nucleotides long. It is a transcript of the gene LIN37, whose product is annotated as lin-37 DREAM MuvB core complex component. The transcript is spliced from 10 exons. Lineage: Eukaryota; Metazoa; Chordata; Lepidosauria; Squamata; Viperidae. Gene Ontology annotation, biological process: negative regulation of transcription by RNA polymerase II. The record is from RefSeq and is a predicted model, not a curated record. Bases 266 to 1015 code for a protein of 249 amino acids. Gene Ontology annotation, cellular component: transcription repressor complex; Myb complex.
AUGCAAAGCACCAGAGGCGGUUUUUCUGCAUUCGUGCGAACGGGCAAGUGAUCCAGAAGAGGCAGAUUUUCGUUGGAGGGGUCUGGGGUUGCGCGCCAUCGGGGUGCAAAGCUAGGAAAGGAAGGAAGCGAGUCAGACAACCAGCCGAGAGCCGACAGCAAAACAACAGCGACCUCCCCCCCCCAAGGAUUUGCCUUUCAUCUGAUCCUUUGGGGGGGGGCUGGAAUCGCUCCUUUCCACCGAAAGGAAUCGAUUCUCGACAAUCAUGUUACAUACCAAAGUCAAAACAGAAAAACCAGAUCUUGAGACAGCCAAUGCCCGAAACCGUCUUGAUGCCGUCCUACAGUGUCUGCUGGAGAAAAAUGAUGUUGAUAGGGAACAAAUGGAAGAGGACCCUGGAAAGACGUCAUCAGAUAUACUCAGCAAGGACCCUUCUCCUAUUGCUACAGGAAAGAGGCCUUCUACCCGAUUCUCCCAUCAUCGCCGCAAAAAGAGGAAGGAGAUGGACGAUGGACUCACGGAAGGAGGACCACAAAAGCAGAACACCUACAUCAUCAAGCUGUUUGAUCGAAGUGUAGACCUGGCUCAAUUUUCUGAGAACACCCCACUUUAUCCCAUCUGCCGAGCUUGGAUGCGGAAUAGUCCCAUGGUGCGGGAACAGGAACGAUCUCCCAGCCCACGUCUGCCUACCCUGCUUGAAGAUGAAGAGGGUGAUGAAGUUUUAAAUGGAAAGAUCCAGGAUGUCUACAAACUUCCACCACCUAUUCCUUGCCAGACAAAUCCUGCAGGGGAACCAGUUAACCUACGUAUCCCAUUCCCACCAGCAUCUGAAGAGGAAACAAAAGUAGCUGCUGAAACGACUUCUGAAUCGGUCCCUUCAAUGUCCACCCUCAUCUACAAGAACAUGGAGAGAUGGAAGAAGAUCCGACAAAGGUGGAAAGAAGCUUCUCAGAAGAAUCAAUUGCGCUAUGCGGAGAGCAUGAAGAUCCUUAAGGAGAUGUAUGAACGGCAAUGAAGAGUGAGGGGCUCUGGUCUUCCUGGAAUCCCUUGCCUUCUGGGCUAACGUGACUGCUUCCGAGUUUGUCUAUCAAUAAAUGCAGCUUUUGUUUGCAGUAUGUGAGCUUGUAGAUUUUGUGAGGCUUCACUUCACAAGAAGACAUAUCAGGACCCCUAUAAAUUUAUGCAUUAUGCAUGCUACUAUGCAUGCCUUUACCAACUUAGUUAUCCAUGAUUAGCUAAGCUGUGACCUUGGUUCACACAACACAUUCAACCAUAAGUUAAUGACACUGGCUAGAUUCCUGCUGCCAGAAGCUGACCCACCAGACCUCAACCAGUAUAUUGUGCAAACACAAUUCACAUGGUUAGUUAAUGAUUCAGUGAGUAGAAAAUUUAGUUAUUCGAGCUAGCCAUAGGGAAAUAUAUUAUGCAUACAUGGUCAUAGAUGGCUACUUCUGAACUACCAUGUAGCUUGGACCUCAUCCAAUACAGUUUCAAGUUCAAUAUUGGCAUCCUUGAAGAAGUAAGGGUUCCACAAGGGAAUGGUCUGUAUGUAUAACAUCCAUGCUUUUUCUCUCCUUCCCUGUAGAGGUUUCAGUGUAAAAAAAUCAAUCUUGUAAAUUACCACGUAUUAUAAUAAAUUAUCCAUGUAAAUUA